Molecule: messenger RNA, 1371 nt
Organism: Petromyzon marinus (sea lamprey)
Lineage: Eukaryota; Metazoa; Chordata; Hyperoartia; Petromyzontiformes; Petromyzontidae
Source: RefSeq, a predicted model, not a curated record
CAUGCGUCCAGCCUCUUCGCGAUUUGGUACAACCCCUUUUAGCAAUCUCGGGGCACUUACAGCGGCACAAUGGCUGGGUAAAGAGAGUUCCAAACCAAUUGGGGCAGCAGAGGAGAAAGAGCAACCUCCUGAAGGUGAAGGGUAAAUGGAUGUACAUCUGCCACGACGCGAAUGUGGGGCUGAAAUAUUUCUUGAAACUAUACGAUUAGUGAUGAUCAUAUGAAUUAUGAUUAACACAUUUUAUGCAAGUUUGGAUGAAAAACCAUUGUGAACAGGUAUUGAUUCGAAGCAUUUCAGGCAAGCAGCCAAAUAAACUUUGGGAUGCAACUCAACUAAAAUUAGCAGUAUGCUGAGUCUCCUUGUCUCACUUCGCUCAGAUGCAUCCAAAACUGCAAGACCAAGACCGCAGUAACUCAGCCAUUGUCUCUGAUGGCCGUGUGCUUGAACUGCAAAGACAGUGACGUUGUGACAUACUCGUGGAAGCUGAAUAAUUAUAAAUACAAUAAUUUAGACACGCUCACAGACACAGGUGUUCAUUCUAUGGUCCUGGAAGUGAAGAGUAAUGCAUUGCUAAGUGGAUUUUCCCUUAUUGUCCAAGUCGAAGUCACCAUCUCGGGAAGGUCUUCAACUGCCGUGUUUCAAUUGACAACGAACUUCCCCCCUUACCAAGGCACAUGUAAGAUGGAACAUCUAGAAGGCAUCGCCAGCAUGACACUCUUUACGAUCAUAUGCGAUGGCUGGCUGGAUGAGGGCGAUGCGCUCCUCCAGAAUAGCGUGGUAGAUCAGGAUCUGGGAUUCUUCUACCAGGUGUCCACGUUAGUAAGGCAGCGUGAACGUAUUGUGCACACGAGCUGGAUUAAAGAGAUGCGGAAUUUACUCCUUCCGGUCGGCGAUCCACUCAACGAUUACUCUCUCCUGCUGAGCGUCUACGUCUGUGACAUCUACACAGACUGUUCCAUCUGGAAAUCCCCCAUGAAGGUCCACCCGCCGGAUGUGAGUGGGUUCGAGAACUUAGCCAGCAACAUCGCACCGCCCGACGGAAUGUUAUGGAUGUCAAUUGCAUUCAACAACAGUAAGAUAGCCAUAGAAGCGAUGCAGAUCUAUGCCACACUAUUGCCGGCGCAGAACGACACGUCCACACAGCAGGUGAGUCAUUUUCAUUGGCCUCUGGGAGGACACCGCUCCGUCUAGUGGAGGUUCUUCUGCACUCCAAUAUUCACAAGGGAUCUCUGCUUUUAAAGUGAAUAAUUUAUGGAUUUGAUAUUCCUCAAAAAUACUUCUGUAACCAUCAACCCCAUCAGGUCAUCAACAGGCUGAUGCAUAUAUCUGCUUCAUGAAUGGAAAAUGACAGACAGGCCAUAGGAGUGCGAU